Messenger RNA from Mya arenaria, 2372 nucleotides. RefSeq lists its product as uncharacterized. Bases 405 to 1403 code for a protein of 332 amino acids. The transcript is spliced from 7 exons. The record is from RefSeq and is a predicted model, not a curated record. Gene Ontology annotation, biological process: immune response. Gene Ontology annotation, molecular function: tumor necrosis factor receptor binding. Gene Ontology annotation, cellular component: membrane. Lineage: Eukaryota; Metazoa; Mollusca; Bivalvia; Myida; Myidae.
CACAAUUCUCAUACCUGCUGGCUCAUUCAGUGUUUUCGGAAAUCAAUCAGAGGGAUUCCCAAGUAUUACUCACCUCUUUGGAAUUUAUACACGUAUAACAAAUAAAACGUAGGGGGGACUUUUUCAACAACCUGUGACUUGUUUUGUCUAAUAUAGUGACAAUGUGGAUCUAAGACUUUUUAUGUUUAUGUGACUGGCUUACAAUAAAUAUCAAAUAAUAAUAUGAUUACAUGAGGUCAGAAUUAUCAAAAUUCAGAGAAAAACCCUCUUGUUCUCAGCAUUGGCAUAUGAAUAAAUAGUUAUUUUUAGAAAGCAAAAAUUAGUUGCGAAUCGUAAAUAGUUGGUAACGUUUCUUGUGUUUUAAGUUUAUAUUAGUUUUGUUUUAAUAUGACAGUGCUAUAGAAAUGAAAAGUGAAAAGGCCGAAUCAUCGGUAGAUUAUUUACCACAAGCCAAAUACAUAAAAAAUGAAAACUCUGAUUAUUACGACCAGGAAGAUGCCAGUGAGCCGCUAAAAUGUGCUUCCCUAAACGGUGACGUACCUGGAAUACAAAAUUCUAUAUUACAACGUAGUCGACACGGUAGCGAUGGAAAGAAAGACAACAACCACAUCUACAAAAAUGUUGUCUGUCUUUUUGGGCUAUUGAAUGUAUUACUGUUGGUAUUGAACGGUCUAGCGGUGAACUUCCUGGCCAGCGAGAAAGCCCCGCCCCAACAAACAUCCAGACUUUGUGUCCGAUGCCAGGAUAUCAAAGCGCACCCAGACGAUGUUAAGACAUGGAAACACAUUGUACAAGAGAACGAUACGUGUUGCCUUGACGACCCCAAACAUCUCAACUAUCUGACGGAAUACUACACAGAGCGGUGGAUGAAAACGCGCUUGUCGAACAGCAAUAAAACGUUUCAAUACUGCAAAAACCAAGAACGUAAUGAGUUCUCCCCGAGACCUUCUAUAAAAGUCAUGGGUUACAACGAGCCACAAAUACAUCCGGAGAAUCAACAAAUGUACUGGGACCAGCACCAUACACUAGCUCUUGUUCCCCACCCAACCAAGAUACAGUAUCUGGAAGAAGACGGGCAAAUUGAGAUUAAGCAGGCUGGUGUAUACCACGUGUACAGUCAGAUUCAUUUUGACCAUAAACAGAACAACAACAGUAGUCAGCCUGUAGUCUUCUCGCACAUGAUUUUUCUGAAGAAAGCAGGGACAACCACAGUGGACGGGUCUAUCGUGAUGCGGAGCCGAGAGACCGAGUGUAAGAACGACGAUCCGCGGGUGGUGGGGUCGAGCUUCCUUGCUAGCUCCCUGCAGCUUGAGAAUGGGGACAGGCUCUACGUAAAGGUCUAUUCAAAGGAUGAGGUCCUGGCUCAGCCACAGAUGAACUUUUUUGGGGCUCACAUGCUGUAAAAACGGUCACUUAUAAUUUUGACCAACUACUCAAGAGUUUAUUUCUGAUGAUAAUAUGUAAUGACCAUUAUGAUACGUAUACGGGAGACAGAGUGUGAGAGCGAGGUUCCGCGGUUGUGCGAUGUACAAGCAAAAAUUUUAUUAUAUCAACUUUUUCUUUGCCUUUUUGUAAGAGUUAGUUAAAAAAAAUAUAGUUAAAAGUUUAUGCUAUUUUAGCUCGAUUUUGACGAAAAAAUGACAGCUAAUAGAAUUUCAAGUCCGUUCUCUGGGCAGAAAGCUGGACUGGUGUACAUUUUGAGAGUGUUUUGAGAUAGUUGCAAGAGUUGAUUGAUAUGUAACUACCACAAUAUUGUGCCAAUUCUGGAAGAUCUACGCAUCUUUAAAGAUAUUAUAAUUUUCUAAAAGGAAAUGCGUUCGUUUGAUUUGGGGAUAACAUUGGUCUAUAACCUCCUGGCUUAUAAAUGUUCUGUCUGAUAUAAUUUGUAUAAAAAUUAUGUAUAUGUACGUAGACAAAAACUUGAAUUAAUAAAUAUACAAUUUAAUAGUUUAAUAAUAUAUUUCUACAAUUAUUUGGUCUAUUUAUUUUAUUUAAUGUUUUUGACAAUAAAAAUUACCUUUAUUUCAAUAAUUUUCCUUGUCUAAAAUCUGAUUUUCAAGUUUAUUUCAUAAACAAUAUGUUAUUGAUUGUUUUGGAAUUUGUGUUAUUGAGCUUGUAUUUUUUUCAUAAUUGAAAUUAUUGCUUUCUAUUUUUUGCAGCAUAAUAAAUAUUGUUACAUAUUGUUUUACAUGUAUUCUAUAUCGCAUGCCCUUCGUUAUAAUUACAUGCGCAUUGAUUGUUUAGCAUUUAGAAGAAGACAUCAACAAAUGUGUACUGUAUUUUUUUUACAAACGUUUUCUUUAUUUAUUUCGGGCGUUUAACAAGUAUGCUUUUUAUUAUAGAACUCGAUGAUUAUACAGUUUUAAACCUUU